AUGCCACCUCAACAAAGCAACAGCAUGACUAAACAACAGAAGAUCACUGCUGGCAUUGAGAAGCUCAAGGCAGCACGUGCUGAAGCUGCUGAGAAGAAGGCCCGCAAUGCUGCAAACCCUCUUGUAAAGGCUAACGCAUCCACCGCCCCAACUUCUGUGAAUCAAGCUCUCAAAUCGAGCACUUCAAAUUCCAUCUUAUCCCUUCCUCGUAUGAAAAAGCGUCCAGGCAAAUCAAUGACCGAGGUUGCUGAGCAGAAAGCCACCGAGGAAGCUGCCGCCGUAGCCAAAAUUAAGCGCAAGAUGGCAGAGAAGGAAGACGGAGAGAUCGAUAGCGACGAAGAAGAUAUAGUUUACAAAGGCCGCAUGAGCAGCGGUAAUCAAAAUAGGAAGUCUUGUCUCGUCAAUAAUGUACACAACAAGAUCAAGGCUUCAGUCCCAGAUUCUGGCCAUGCGCCAUCAAACAACAAAGACCAAAAGACUUUUGGACGCAAUGAAAUCAAAAAUGGGGCUAAGAACACCACCAAGUUCAAGCCCGAUAUCCCAAAGCUUCCUCCCAGAGUUCAACAGACCCAGUACCUCAAGAAUUCUGAAGAGAACAAGCAAUCUCCAGUCAAGCGCAAGUAUUUCGAUACAGACUCUAGUGAUUCUGAAGAAGAAAUCGCUCAGCCUGCCAAGAAGCCAAAGACCACCAAGGCAGGCAUGAACUUUGAAAAUCGUUCUACUAAGCGCAAGCAUACUGAGGAGGUAGAAAGAAGUGGUCCUGUAAAGAAACAGAAGAUCACUGAACCAAUCAACAAAACUGUUGCUGCUCCUGCAAAGCGCGCCCCUAUCAAGGAAACAAAGUUUCGAAACAACCCCACCAAAAAUGCGUUUGGUUUUGGUGGUUCCAAGUCUACCAAGAAGCCAACAGCAAAGAAGGGUUCCGUGCAGCCUAGGUCGGUUUCCCAGACAGUGAACGAAAAUGGCGAGAAAUCUACAGAAAAUUUCUUGAAAUCUGUUUCCGCGCAAGUUAAACCAAAAGUUGUCGCAUCGCAGAGCGAGUCGGUUGCUUCGUCGACAAGAGAAGCAUCGAAACUUCGGUAUCUUCCCAACGUUUCCAUGGAGAAGCUUUUUGGUGAAGCACCAAGUUUGACAGCUCAACCAAUCAAGAGCCCACGACCAGCCCUCAAUAACAUUUCCAUGGAGGAACUUUUCGGUGAAGCACCCAAUGUCGCAGCCCAACCCAUCCAGAUCCCACGAUCAGCAUUUGAUAAAGUCCCUGUCAAGACUAAAUCUAGUCGUCGUGGCCCAGCUCCUGCUCCAAAAGUCAAAGCUACAAAAGCUCCCGCAUCAUCAGGAUCUAUGCCUACCAUGGCAUCAACUCAAGUGACACAACCUAGUCGCCGUAUAGUUGCUCCUGCUCCCAAUGUCGAAGUCGCAAAACCACCUGCUUCGAUUCAGAACACAUCUUCAGCCUCUAUUAGCACUUCUAAUAAGACUCAAUCUAGUCGCCGUGGCGUUACUCCUGCUUCCAAGGAUGAAGUUACCAAAAAAAACCCUUCUUCAAUCCCAUUACCCACCUCUUCAUCAAGUGAAGGAAAACAACUUAAUAGUCAUCGCGUCGUUCCAGCUCCUCAAGUUGAACUCAAGAAGCCAUCUGUUUCGUCGAAACCAUUGAGCACCAAGACAUCAACAAAAGAGGCUAGCAGAUCUACAACAUCCAGUAUUGCACAAUCAACUUCCGUCCCAAGAAAGGUGAUCAAGAAAGGAAACAAAAUUGAAGGAGUGGUGCUCACACCUAGAUCUCCAUUUGUUGACAAAGUGGAAAACACUAAAGACAGCAUGGAAGACAGAUCUGAGCUAGAGAAAGUGGAGAUCCCACAACAGCCAAAGCUUGUGGCUGUAAUUAAUUCGUCUCUUCCAGCAGCUUUGAACAUCGAGGCUGAGGUGGUACCAAAGACCAGACAUAAUGAAGAUAUUAUUAGCCUCGCUCCCAAGGUUGGGUCUUCAAGCCAAGCACAACGACCAAUGCCACAGUUUCUCGGAUUUCCUGGACUCCCAGUUACAAAUUCGGACAAUGGGUCUGUUUUGAAUGACUUCUUUAAAUUCGAAAAUGCCAAGGGAACUUUCAAGACUAUUACUCCGGACAUAGAGCUCUCUGACACAGCGGAAGAUAUAGACGCCAUGGCACUUGAGCUCGAGCGCGAUAUGCAAAUCGAACUUCAAAAUUCCUUCCAUGCUGAGCAAUUGCGAUCAGCUCUCGAAGCUAUGAUUGUCCUUCGAGCUGAAAAUGGCGAAUCAUCUGAUCAAGAUUCAUCAAAUGACAAUAGCGAUGAAUAUUCUUCAGGAGAUGAAUCUGAUGAAGAGCAAUGCGAAGUUCCUCAGAAGGUCUCUAAGCCAACUGUCUUGUACAAGGGAUAUAAUGGUGUCUUACAAGAUGAACCAUUCUAUGCUAGGGAUCGAGGUUAUGAGAGUAAUAUGUCAGAUGCCGAUGAAGACAAGGACGAAUAUUACCCACCAUAUCACCUUGAUCUCGCCUAUAGGUACGCUCACCCGUGUUGGGGAAACUAUGUCUUCAAUAUACCGACCACUCGCAAACCUAUCUCUAGUGAGCCAGCCGUUCCCAAAUCUGUCCUUGAUAAGUUGGAGGCCGAAAUGGAACGUUGUCUUGAAGCUCAAAUGGCUGAGGAUGCAGCUGCUGAAGAAGAGUCUUCACCACCGGUCAUUCCUCGCUCUGCCUUCGAUAAUUUCGAAGCAGAAGAUGAUUCUUCCUCUGCUGAGAGACAUCAACAGGAUUACUCGGUGGAAAUCGCAUCAGCCCCUACUGAGUCUUCAGUGUUUUCUCUAAAGAGUUCCACCGAUUUUGAGGGUGAUUUUCAUGGGGUCUCCUUCGGGUUCAAUGAUGCUUCAGGUCAGGAGUCUAGACUAACAGAAGAGGAUCCAUUUUCCCUGCUAGACACAUCAUUCACUUUCUCAAACGAAACGGGAAUGCCAGAAGAACAAUCUUUGUCCUCUGAAGAUGAUGAUUCUGAUUCUACCAAAGAAUCCAGCGAAAGACAAGAAGAGGAAACCCCUCGGUCCGAAUCACCCGAGGUAAGCACUGGGCCAUAUGUUAGUCUAGACGGCUGUGUCGGCUUGCCUCCACUUGAAGGAUCUCCUGACGAGUCUGAAGACUCUAAUGACUGCGAUGAAUAUAGCGACUCCGAUAUUGGAGAUUCAGAGAUGUCAGAAAGUGAUGAAUUCGAGAUCAUCACUAUAGAUGACACCACACCAGAAGAGUCCGAUGAAGAUGACGAUCUCGAAGACUUAGACAAAGAUGAAGACGCAGAGCUUUAUCGAAAGCACAGGGUCCCGGCAGACCUCGCAAAUGUCGAUAUCACAAUGGGGCCAACAGAAUUGCAAUUACUGAAGGCGAAGACGUCAUGGGAAUUGUUCGAUCUUCAAAAGUGGGAGGAGGAGAAUGAAGUCGAAGUCUAUGCAACAUUCGACCGCGAGCUUCUCCUUCGCAACUUGAACGUAUCGAAGAAACGUAUUGCCAAGUAUAUGAAGGUGGUGAAAAAAUACGAGAAUCGCACGGUCCCAAAAGCUGAGGCUGUGAUGGAGGACGAAAGUAGUGAUGAUUCGGGCGACGAAGAUUGGUGUCAUCCCACCAAGCUUAAUAUACCUCAAAAUAUUGAAAUCAUCGACGUCCCAGAGAACGCCCCUGUCGUCGAAACUGAUACCUACGUUGACAGUAAUGUCCAUCCUUUCGGACCCAUCGAUUGGUAG
Molecule: messenger RNA, 3747 nt
Organism: Botrytis porri
Lineage: Eukaryota; Fungi; Ascomycota; Leotiomycetes; Helotiales; Sclerotiniaceae
Exons: 5
Coding region: 1-3747 (1248 amino acids)
Source: RefSeq, a predicted model, not a curated record